This is a messenger RNA of Babesia bigemina, 1842 nucleotides long. Its product is annotated as Phosphatidate phosphatase LPIN3. NCBI's taxonomy places the organism in Eukaryota, Apicomplexa, Aconoidasida, Piroplasmida, Babesiidae. The transcript has a single exon. Bases 1 to 1842 code for a protein of 613 amino acids. Gene Ontology annotation, molecular function: phosphatidate phosphatase activity. The record is from RefSeq and is a predicted model, not a curated record.
AUGUGGGAGAAGCUGUACAGCAGCGUUGUCAGCGUCCUGGACUUCAACCAGGCGACGCUGUCGGGAUGCGUGGACAUCAUCUGCGUUCGCCACAAGGAGGUGGUUGACGGGCCUGAUGGCUGUUCUCCGUCAGGUGAGUGCGCUGGCUUCUUUACUCAUGACAUCGGUUCAGCGGCCCCCUGCAACGAUGGCGACCCCGAGCUGCGGCCAAAUGAGCGUUGGGUGUACCGCUCCACUUCGUUCCACGUGCGUUUCGGCAAGACCAAGCUGCUGAAGUCGCGUGAGAAGACGGUAUCGGUGUACGUGAACGGUCAGCUGUCCAACCUGACCAUGAAGUUGGGCGCUGCUGGCGAGGCCUAUUUCGACGAUGACAGCGGCGAUGCCGCUGCGGGCACGCUCUCCCCGUACGCCCACCAGCUGAGCGACAUGUCCGUACUCAGUGAGGAGAACGGCGACAGUGCUGGCUACGCCCUGAUGGACUACGGCUACUACGCCUGCAGCAACAGCCGUUACAGCGUGAAGAGCGAUGACGCUGACCCUGCUUCGCAGUCGAGCGCGCCCCGUGCUUCCCAGGGGCAGCCGAAUACCGAUCGCAAUUCCGACCCCUCCCAUGCCCAGCAUGAAUCGGGCUGGCGCACCGCUGCGUCAUCCAAAGGUUCAAUCGGCGAGUAUUCCCGGGGCUGGGAUGAGUUGAGCAUCCAGAAGGACGUCGCGGGCAACUCACCGGACGACCAGAUCCUGCAGUUCAGUCUGUGCGGUCAUCUGCUGAGUGCGCAGGACGAGACCUUGAACCGCCAGCUGUUCGAGAGCAACAUGGUGGACUGGGAGCGUUUGAACGCCGACCCAUCCCUGUGGUACCACCCCUCGCUGGUAGCGCGCUUCGACAAUCGCCCCCCCUACUACCCCUCGAAGAUUGCGCUGCCUCUGCUUGCCUCGUGGAUAGUGUACAACAAGCCCCUCUCCGGCGAGGCCAUCGCGACACUGCUGCGCACGACGGUGCUCGCGAACAGCUCCCCAUCCCCCCUCCCUGCGCGCUCCACGGCGCAGGACGUGCGCAGCAACAUGUCGCCGCCCCGUUACGCCGGCUCGCGCGCUUUCAGGCGCUUCCGCGUGUCCAUUCGUCCCACGUCGGAGCAGCUGGCGGCCCUUAACCUGAAGAUGGGCGUGAAUAACAUCACGUUCACCGUGAACUCCUCGUGGCAGGGCACAAAGAGCGUGCAUGCGAAGUUGUACCUCUGGCCUGCCGACGCCCGUAUCGUCAUUUCGGAUGUCGACGGCACGAUCACGAAGUCCGACGCCCUCGGGCACAUCAUGCCCAUCCUGGGCCGCGAUUGGUCGCACACAGGCGUCGCGGAGUUGUUCACCAAGAUCCGCUCCAACGGCUACCGCGUCAUGUACUUGACCGCGCGCGCCAUCGGGCAGGCCGAUUACACGCGCGAGUAUCUCUUCGGGUUGACGCAGAAGGAGAAGGACAAGCUUCCCCACGGACCGCUGUUUCUGUCUCCGGACCGUUUGCUCCCUGCCUUCAAGCGCGAGGUUAUCAGUCGCAGCGCGUACAUGUUCAAGAUCCCCGCGUUGCGAGACAUCCGCAACCUUUUCCCGCCGGACCACAACCCGUUCUACGCCGGUUUCGGCAACAACGAGUCCGACCACCGCGCGUACGUGUCCGUGGGCGUCCCGGAAAACCGCGUGUUCAUCAUCAACCCCAGCGGCAUCAUCCGGCACGUGAACGUAAACUACGCCAAGACGUACGAGAGCAUGAGCGACAUUGCGGAGUUGAUGUUUCCCCCGUGCCCAGAUGCGCAAUCGAAUGCCGAUGACGAGCAACUCCAAGGCCAGUGA